AACAAAGUCAUGCGUAGACGAAUGGUAUAAAUACUAGCGAUCAUUUGAAAAUAUAUCACAUAUUUUUAAAAUGAAGUGCAAUACGAGUACACGUAUGUAUUGGAUUACUCUGCUUUGCUUUGCCAUAAUUGUGAAUAAUGGAUUCUGUAAAGUUCCGGACUAUAUCAAGGUGUGUUCAAAGAAAAAUGGUCUCUCAGCAUGUUUGAUGCAGAAUUUCAAAGAUGUUCUUACUUAUUUGACUGACCACGAUGAAGCAGCAUAUAAAGUUCAAAACUUUCGUGCGAUCCAUGUUCCCAAAAUUGAUCUGCAAGCCACUGCUGAUUUACAAGUCUCUUUGAAGGACGUUAUUUUUACUGGCUUGGAAAAAUCUACAGUCAAAGAAAUGAGCAUUGAUGACACAGAAAUCCGUAUGUUGCUUCAUUCAGAUGAAAUGAUUUACAAUGGCAAGUACCAGAUGAAUGGAAAGAUUCUCAUCUUACCAAUUGAAGGAGAAGGAACCAUGCGUAUAACACAAAAAAAUUUUGAUCUUGAUUACAAAGCAAAACUAAAAAUCGAAGAACGCAAAGGUAAAAAGUAUUACUAUGUCGACAACAACCCAGAAGAUACAAAAAUGGUUAUACCCAAGAUUGAACGAGUUAUAUACCAAUUUGAUAAUCUUUUCGGUGGGGAUCCAAACCUAGGUCCUGAAAUGAACAUAUUCCUGAACGAGAACUGGAAGGAAGUGUUCAACGAGAUAAAAGUUGCAGUGGAACAAACGGGAGCAUAUUCGUUAGUCAAUCCGAUUGUAAAUGGUUAUUUACGACACAUUCCUAUCGAUGAAUUAUUUUUACCUGACUUUGUAAUACUUUUUUUUAUAUUUUAUUGCACGUGUCAUGCUAUAGGGCACGUGCAAAAUAGGGAAAUUUGUAUAAAAAUAAGUGAAAUUAUUCGAAAUGAAUCAGUUCAUCUUGAAUGUUUAAAAAUGAAAGUCUAUAUAAUUACUUUCACUACUUUACUAGUUUUUAGCUUAUUUUAUACUGCAAAUUCAAAAAUUCCUGAUUAUAUAAAAUUAUGUCCAAAAACUGGGAAAAACUCUGAAUGUUUAAUGGAAAAUUUCAAAGCAAUAGUGAAAGCAAUCACUGAAGAUGGUGAUGCAGCAAUGAAAAUUCCACCUCUAACCAAAUUCCACGUAGACAGAUUACCAAUGCAAGCCACCAAACAAUUACGAGUAACAUUUGUUGAUAUAGACUUCGAUGGAUUACAAGAAACCCAACUAAAAUCAAUUUUAAUAACCGACGAUGAACUGCGAAUAUCCGCGUUUGUCCCUCGACUCAGCUAUCAGGGUGGUUAUGAUAUGAAAGGACAAAUCCUCAUUCUGCCUAUUCAAGGUGAAGGUACACUAAAUAUAACACUAGUUGGUUUUGAAUUCGAUUAUAAAGCAAAACUAAAAACCGAACAACGCAAAGACAAAACAUAUUACUAUGUAGACAACAAUGUGGCUGACACACAAUUAAAUCUCACUCGCAUGGACAGACUCUACAUGCAGUUUGACAAUUUAUUUGGUGGUGAUCCACGCCUGGGGCCAGAAAUGAACAUCUUUCUUAACGAAAACUGGAAGGAUGUAUAUUUAGAAACGCAGGGUGCUUUUGAACAGGGCAUUGCUUUUACAUUAAUGGAACCCAUCAUCAACGGUUAUCUAAGGCACAUUCCAAUUAACAGUUUGUUUGAAACAUAGUAAUUGACCACUGUAACUAUGUAACAUUUUAUAUCUAUAUAUAUAAAAUUUGCGUGUCACAGUGUUUGUUUCCAUACUCCUCCGAAACGGCUUUACCGAUUUUUACCAAAUUUUAUAUGCGAAUUCAGUAGGUCUGAGAAUCGGCUAACAUCUAUUUUUCAUACCCCUAAGUGAUAAGGGUUGUUCACCCUUAACUUUUUUUUAAAUUUUUGGACAAAUUCUUUUGUUUUUAUUUUAUUUUAUAAUGUGGAAUUAAAAAAUACAUACAACCCUAAA
Messenger RNA from Dalotia coriaria, 1990 nucleotides. RefSeq lists its product as uncharacterized. The record is from RefSeq and is a predicted model, not a curated record. The transcript has 8 exons. NCBI's taxonomy places the organism in Eukaryota, Metazoa, Arthropoda, Insecta, Coleoptera, Staphylinidae. The coding region runs from base 71 to 1714 and encodes 547 amino acids.